Molecule: messenger RNA, 1755 nt
Organism: Trypanosoma theileri
Lineage: Eukaryota; Euglenozoa; Kinetoplastea; Trypanosomatida; Trypanosomatidae
Exons: 1
Coding region: 1-1755 (584 amino acids)
Molecular function (GO): protein binding
Source: RefSeq, a predicted model, not a curated record
AUGGAGUUUGAGCAGCUGGAGAUUGGAAAGAAAUGUCUGACGACGGCUAUUUCCCGACAGGAUGUGGGUGACUAUUACGAUCUCCUCCACCCAAAUGUAUUGCUGGUCUCUCACUUUAAAUAUCCACCCCCACCGCCCGUAGUUGCAGAUACAAUUCCACUCCUCGCACGGGCCUUACGACAUACGGAGAAUACAGAAAAGAAUUCAUCCAAAACACACAAAACGAAGAGUAGAAGUAAAACAAAAAGUCGAACCACUUCACCAACGCGUCCAUUAGCAGCCACAACGGCAAGUACGGCAACAACAAUGAACACAAAUACCACCCGAACAGGUGCAGUAACGGCAACGGGUAUAAGUAUGAGAGGACAGGAAAGAGGAGGAGGACGAGGAAAGACAACAACAACAACAACACAACAAAAACAGCAGCAGGAGUCUAAUGAAGAGGAAAAGGGGGAAUCCUGUGAAGUGGAUAUUGUGGAAGGUCCACUCUUAACAACCGAGCGAUUUUACGCUAUUCUACAUUGGAUGAAUAAAGGAAAGUUUAUUGCCGAGAGCAGUGUGGAGAUGGAAGCACGAAAAGUCAUUCUGCAGGAUUCCGAAGUAUUACCCCCACCACCAGCUCCAAAGAAUGAGGCUGAGCGGAUUGCACAACUCGGUCGUCAAUACACAGAUCGCAAUCAACGUCUCUCUCGACUUAUUGUCACCUUUGGCCGUGAGUUAUUACUAUUCCGUGAUGAAUGUUACUUUGAGGAUGGUCUUAUUGUUACCAUUCAUCGAUUUAUGCUCACCACACAGGAGAUGCUCGCUCUGGUGGGUCUUGUUGGAUAUGAUCAACAACCGCAAACACAAAAGCGAGUGGCGAGUAUGUUAGAAGAAAGACGCCGCUUUUACAACACGGAACGUGCAAAUCGCGUAGAUGCGACUGCUGAACACGCAACACUGCCGGUGUUAGAUUACACCUUCUGUGCAGUUGCGGAACCAUUGCAGUUGUUAGUACAAAACCCCACCGCGGGUCGUGCCCACGUCUCUCGCAUUCCACAGCCAUUGGUAGAUCCACACAUUGCACAGGGUGUGUUUCUCAAUCAACAAAGUGAUCCCACACGUGUACAGAAGGACCAACGUGUGAUUGUAAAGGCACGGAAUAAACAAGGAGAAGAAGAGGUGUAUGAGUUUGUAGAGAGCUCCAAGUCAAGAUAUGGAUUUCUCCAUGAUAGAAGUGGAAAUACAGAGAAUGCCUUGGAGACACUUGCGAGUAAAUUGGAAACUACAUACGCCACCACAAGUGUGCGACUCACCGGUUGUGGAAUGACAUCAACGGAGAAACUCGUCCCUGUACUGCGAAGACUUGUGGUAAAUGCGAUUAUGACAAUUCGAGCUUUGGAUCUCAGUAAUAAUAAUAUCACCACCCUUCCAGAUCUCUCUCUCCUCCCACUUCAACGACUGCAAUUACAUCAGAAUCGUAUUGCCGAUUGGGCACAGAUUGAGAAUCGUGUGUGUCCACUCCCCAUACUCUACGCGGUGACUCUUCACGGUAAUCCCAUUGCCGAGAAUGAUCCACACUACUGGCAGUCCGCACUCGCACGAUUGAUGCGAAACCCACGACGUGCAGUUCCACUCCGACAACUCGACUUUGUGACUCUCACUGGACAGGAUUACGGAAUGGCCGGUGCGUAUGAACUCUUUGAAACGGGAGAUCCCAAACUGCUGGAGGCCUCACGGGGAAAACAUCCUGGAACGAAUGGAAGAGUCUUUUGA